Crotalus tigris (Tiger rattlesnake) is the source of this 10889-nucleotide messenger RNA. It is a transcript of the gene KNL1, whose product is annotated as kinetochore scaffold 1. The record is from RefSeq and is a predicted model, not a curated record. Gene Ontology annotation, biological process: attachment of spindle microtubules to kinetochore; protein localization to kinetochore; cell division. Gene Ontology annotation, cellular component: nucleus. The coding region runs from base 2808 to 9374 and encodes 2188 amino acids. The transcript is spliced from 26 exons. Lineage: Eukaryota; Metazoa; Chordata; Lepidosauria; Squamata; Viperidae.
AACGGUGCUGCACCAGUUGAGUAGUCCUCGACUUACGACCGGUUGGGGGGUUGCGGCAUUAAAAAGGUUGAGAACCACUGUAUUAGAAGAUUUGAGUAUUUUUAAGUAUAUAAUGCAGAUUAAUAAGUGAUACUAAUAGAUCAGGGGUCCCCAACCCCUGGGCUACAGCCCACUACUGGGCCGUGAGCCGUUCAGAACUGGGCCGCAGAAGCAGUGGGUGAGUGCACACACACAUCAUCACUUGCACGAGCAGCACAUGAGUGCAUGCAUGCACUCCAUUUGCGCAAGUGGUGGGCCUGCAUGUCCUUGCCAGCCACUUGCAUGGAACCAUCCACUCCCCCACCACCACCAGUCCGCAAAGCUGGAAAGUUUGGGGAACUCUAAUAGCUUAUUGAAAAUACUUUUAGUCUAUGGGGAAAAAACGGGGAAAUGAAUAUAAAAUUUAACGGUUUAUGUUACAAUAUUUUACAAAAUUUACAGGUUUAUAGAACGGUCAGGCUCCAAGAUUCCCUCUUUUACAGUCAAUUCACUGUGGCGAUAAUAGUGAGGAAAAAGUUAUUAUUUUUCUGGUCUUAUAACAGAAAAUUGGCUCUGUUCUGGGUGGGCCAUAUCCUCCUGGGGAGAAACAAUUUAGAGGGCCAUCUUCAGGUCUAUUCAUCUGCAGCAGCUUUCAAGGCAACUUCUGACAAGGUUGCUCAGAUCUGUUCUGAGUUGGAUUCUGCCCUGAGCAGAGUCCUUUGAAUUGUAAACUCAGCUAUUUGUACACUGAUUCCAUGUCCAUCCUGCUCUGUUAGGCCUGCCUGAGAAGUGUCAUGGGAGUUGGGCCAAGAAGUGGUCAAUUUGUCCUUGAAUGAAAAGGUGGCCUUGAUAGAUGAUACUGGAUAAUUGUCCAAUUCCUAACAUCCUCUUUUUGGAGAAAGUGGUUUAGUUGCAAUUUCAUAGGAUUCUGGGGGGAAUGGAUUACAGUAUCUGAUCCUUUAAAGAUUGAAGCUUAGGUGUAGAAGUAAGGUAGCAGUGAUUGCAUUUCUGUUCAUUUCUGAAAGGCUCAGAAUGGGAGUGGCCACCCCUCAAUUCUCAGCAGUUGUGCUGUGUCUUGGUUUCCUUUAGUCAAGCAAUGGCAUUUGAUAGGAUCAGAAAAUGUGCCUUCUCCAAUGGAGUAGUCCACCCACUCAUCCACCUUCCCCCCAAAAUUGGUCCAGACUCUGUUGGCUUUCAAAAGGCAAUGAAGAUCAGCUGCCCCAUGAGCAUUGGGCCAGGAUCCUGAGCAAUUCCCACCCCCCCCAAAAAAAAAACAAAUUAUCCCAACAGAAACUAUAUUAGCUAGUUUAAGCUAGUUAAAAUGUCAAGCAUGUAGAACUGUAUUUUAAAACUAAAAAUGAAUCUCUACUAGCAAGAGCUCUCUUGAAAGGAAUCCAAAACUCAUGAAACACUCAUAGCACUGAAAUAAUUCUAAUUAGCUUUAUGGAGAUGUUGAUCCUAACCUGCAAUGUGUUCUGUUUAGAGAUUGAUGUUUGUGACUUGACUUUUAGUUUUGUUAUAAAUUGCUCAGAAUUGUUUUAAAUUGGGUGGCUAAAUCAAUAAAUCAAUCAGCUAUAUUCUAAAAAUAUGGAAUUUAUUUACAUGUCUGAAAAGAUCAAAAGUUUGAUGAAAUGUAUUCGCUCUCAGCCUUUGAAAUGACUCUUUAUUGAUGUCAUGGAAAAAUAGAAUAAUUUAGUCCAUAUUUUCUUUGAGACUUAGGCGUAGAAGUAGUCGUAUUUGCAGUUGUAUUAAAGCAAUUAAAUGAAUAAAUAAAUUUCUGAUUUCCAGUAUUCAGCUUUCAUUUGCACUGUGAGGGUUAAUUGUAGUAUUUAUUUUUUUUAAGUUGUAUACUAACAGCAGUAAUGAAAAAUAACAAGAUCGUUCUAAAAAACAGACGGCAGUAAAAUAAACACAACGACGAGGAUGGGAUUCGAACCCACGCGUGCAGAGCACAAUGGAUUAGCAGUCCAUCGCCUUAACCACUCGGCCACCUCGUCGCGGAAGCCUUUCCUCUCUCCAACCUUAUAAGAAGCGAUUCCUACCAAUGGCUUUCUCCUAUUUAGUUUUACUUAUGUAUAGGCUCUCGUUUCUAAGCAGCGACAAAUCAAAAUGUAGGAUUUUGUGCGGACAUAAGACAACCGCUCGGAUUCUAAAAAAUUAUUUACUCGGAUUUUUGCUAUUCCUCCUUCUCCUCCCUCCCCCCCCGCACAUUAUUUCGGCGUAGAACACUCGUGGCCACUUGGGGGGGACGGGGGUGGAGCAUGAUGUUGUACGGCAAGAGGAAACCGCCAUGAUGGAAAGGAGCCUUCAGGAGCCUUAGAGGCGGCGGCGGCGCAUGCGUGAAGCCUGGCGGUUAGUUUGAAUCUGACGGCUGUGGCGGCCUCAAUUCUUGCAGCUGUGGCAGCAAUGACUGGGAAAGUCGAUCGAUCCUGACAGCGAAAAAGGGACCUGGAUUUAACCGGAAGCGGGAACGGAGCCAGUGUGUGGUACUUAGGACAGGCGCGAGUUCAUGAUUAGGUAAGGCGGGUUUGCGGCUGGUUUCCCCAAGGCUCGUCGGAACCAAACCUUUUUCCGAAACACCGCCCUCCCCCGAAGCCCUUUUCCUCACGGCUAGCUGGGGAAGGCAGCCGGAGGCCCGCCGCGAAUGACUCCAUUUUCUUAGGAACUUCCAAACAGCCUCCCCCCCCCAUCUUUCCCUCCCUUUUUCUGUCGAAGAUUUCUGCCCGCGGCCCACCUAGCGGAGCAGCAGUGACUCGUGCUUAAUACUGCAGAUACCAGAGUCUUUCAAAAUGGACAGGAUAUAUUCUGAGAUGAAUGAGGAAAAAGACUUUACAGAUGGCACGAAUAAAAGAAGAAUUUCAUCAAUUUUAAAAGCUCCCCGAACACCUCUUUGUGACUUAGGCGCAGGAAAUGAACUUACUCAGGAAUGCAAUGUUGAGAAACGUCAGAAAAAUUCCAGGCGGGUGAGUUUUGCAGAGACCAUAAGAGUCUUUCCACAUGAUCCUCAAACUUUUGUCGAAUUAAAUCAUGCAGAACCUUCAAAAGAAGAAGCAAGAAAUCAAAGUCUGCUAAAUGAAAAUGAAGAACCAGAAGCUACCAAGUAUGAAAUAACUGGGAUGAAUACUUUACUUCAUGCUCCUAUCCACACUUUGCAACAAAUGGAGUGUCUUGAUGCCAACCCUAUCCAAGAGUUGAACAUCAUGGAUAGAACACAGAUUUUUUCAGAACAAAAUGAAAUGGAUAUGACAUCUGGUCACACAGUCUUGAUUACCCACGACACCAAAGUCUGCCAAGAAAGUGACAAACCCAAGAAAAUAAAUUUUGAAUCAUUUUUGUCUGAGAUAAAGCCUGGAAAAAAAGCUUCACAAGUUACUGAAACCUGCUUCUCAUAUAGCCCUGUAAAAAUGAAUGAAAGCAAUUUAUCUCAGAAGACAAAUACUGAAAAGACACACAAAAUUAAUUUAGGAGACUUUUUGGAAAGUUUAAGGUCCACUAAAUUAUUUUCAACGCCAUGUAAUGAGAUUACCCCUUCAGGUGAAGCAGCUUUAGAAAGAAAUACUUAUUCUUCCAAACAAACUGCAUGUUCUCAUCUGCAAACAGAAAAUUGCAACAUGACUACUGUCUUUGGAGGACUUGAUGAUAAUAGGCAACACACUGAAACCUCUGCUGUAUCUAUUGAAAAAUUAUUUCUUUCUGCUCCAAAGCAACUAGGAUGUGCUGAAAGAAUGGAUGCAAUUACUGCCAAUAUAGGAAGACUAUUGCCAUCUGGAACUAGCACAAGUAGUAUGAUAAACCAGCAGACUCUUGGAAAGGAUAAUUGGGUUACUCAUAGCACAGUUAGCUGUACACUAAGGACUUCAAAUUAUCAGCUUGGUAUUCAGCAAAAGACAAAUAGGUAUCCCAGUGAAAUAAAUAUAAAUAACAAGGAAGCAAACAUUAACCACAAUUCUGCAAUCAAGAUAACUAGCAGGAACACCUCACCCUCACAAAGUAGUUUUGGAACUAUUACAGAACCCAUGUGCCUUUCUUCUGUUACUUCUCUACCUGUUCUCUAUGGUGAUAAAACUAAUUUCUCUGAAGAUAUGGAAAUGACCAAGAAUUGUACAGGUUUAAUCUGGCAAGUACAUUCUAAAGGAACAGAUAGCCCUGUUCAUGGCUUAGUUCAAAAACAGAGAAAUGAUGUUUUCGAGCUAAUGGACAGAACUAAUUUUAGAGAGGUUGAUAUGGACAUUACAAAAAAUCAUAUUUCCAUGAAUUCUUAUGUAAACAGUAUGCACCCUUCUAACUCAGUCAAUAAGAUGACUGCUGCAGAUCAGGAAAAUGAUUAUGGUAACAUGGAACUUUUAAACCAAAGAGGAAAUCUUAGCUCUGCAAAAAACAUAAAUACAAGUCAAGUUUCCAAGAGUUUUAAAAAGCAGAUAGAGACUCCAUUAAUGCCAUAUGCUACUAGUGGUAUCACUAAGUGGACUAACUCAGCAGUAGGAGAUAGUACAAUUAAUACAACAGUUGGGCUUUCAAACAAUGUAGUAUCUUUAAUACCUGAACAUGAAAAUACCUUCACUUUCAGUAAGAAUAUGGAAAUAAGUAAAGCUGCAGGAUCCUUAAGACAUAAUUCUCUGAAGCCUGUUGCAUUCCGGGAUACACCACAGCAGUUGACAGGUGCUAGUAGGAAAAGCAUAACUGAUUCAGAUUCUGAUAGGUUUAUGGCAUUGCCACUGAGUGAAGACAAUGAAAUGGAGAUUACCAAGAGCUGUACGGUGCAAGUAAAUUACAACAUGCAGCAGUAUGACAGACCCACUGAAGUGUUUCCCUUAGAAUCUGUAGACAAAACUACUAAUAUAUAUAAUGAUAUGGAUGAAACUAAACCUGUAACAUGCAUAAUAAAUCAGCAUCUCGAAAAUUCUGGUUCCCAGAUUAUGCAAAAGCAAAAUAAAUCUGGUAGAACUAGAUCAACCCAAGAUAGGACUAUUGUGUUUUCCCUCAGUGACGGGAAUGAAAUGGACAUUACUAGAAGCUACACAGUAGCAUUAAACCAUGAUGCUGUCACCUAUUCAGAAGAUAGGCCUGUUCUAUCAAUUGUACCUUCAAAUAAAACUCUGCUAUCUACAUUAAAUAAUGAUGUGGAAAUAACUAAUCCUACGGCAAGUGAAACUCUUAGAAGUAUACCUGACUUUCUUAAUGUGCCAAAGCAGAAUGCAGAAACUGGAAGGAAAAUAAUUGAAUCAGAUAGUGAUACUUCUGUUGCAUUUCCUUUGAUUGCAAACAGUAAACUAGAGUUUAGGAAGAGCCUCACAGAGGCAGUAGAAAGAACUCAAGAACAAACUUCAUCUUCUGAAGAGAAUACCAACAUUAAUAGAUCAAAUAAUAUAGCAGUAAAUAAAAGCAUGUCUUUUGUUCCUGCAGAUAAAACUCUAAUGUUUGUGCAUAAUAACGACAUGGAAAUAACUAAACCAGUAACUAUGACAUCUAUCGAAGAUACUGGCUUUGAGACUUUGCAGUUAAAAGACAAAGAAAAUGGCAAAGCAAUUCUAGUGAAAUCUGCCAAGGAAGGAACUGAUGUGUGUUUGCUGGAUGAAAAUGAGAUGGAAAUGACAAGAAGUCAUACAGUAGCAGUAAACUAUGAUAUCCAACAAGCUAAGACGGCCCCUCAGAAAUUGUUUUUAGAUUGUGCAAAUGAAACCAAUAAGUCUGUACAUAAUAAUUAUGAAACAAUAAGUAAAUACUCAAGUUUUGUUCCUGCAGAAAACAUGAUUAUAAGCAAUAAUGAUAUGGAAAUGACAAAAUCUUUAUCAGCUGAAAUUUGCAAAAAUAGUCUAAAACCUUUGCCACAGAACUGUGAGUCUACCUUAGUAAACCCAGUUAAUUCUAGUGUUUUUGCACAACAACAUAAUGAAAUGGAGAUUACAAAAUGCCACACGGUAUUAGUUAACCAUGAGGAUGUCUUCCAUAACAAAAAGACUCUGCAAAUAUCUGUUCAGGAUAAUAUGGGUACUGCAGGAUUUGCUACAUUUGCUAAAAAUCCUGAAGAAAAUUUUCAUAAGAAUAAGACUGAACCAGAAAAGAAUGCUGAAUGGGAGUUCUCUUCAAAUCAAACAGCUACUGAACCAGUAAAUACUAAUAUGCACACAGUAUUGUUUGAUAACAAAACAAUUGAAUAUUGCCAGGUGUCUAGCCAAACUAAGCAACUUUUUCCUUUCAAUGAGACUAACGCCUCCACAUCUUAUCGGGAUGGCAUAGAAGCUACUAGCUUGCACUCUGAUACUAUAAGUUGUGGGAAUCUGCAGGAAUUUAAGAAAGAGAUGCUAGAAAAAAAUAUGGAACAGAAUCACGAGGAAAAGACAAAUGAUCUGGAAUUUAUCAAAAAACACACAAUUACCAACAAGGAACAUAAUUGCUAUGUGCUGUCUGUUGAAAAACAGAUACCAAGGACCUCCAGAAUGUCAAAAGAGAAAACAGCUGCCUUUUCAGAUGAUGGGAACAUGGAGGUAACUAGCAACUAUACAACAGGAAUUGAAAGGAUGUUUAGGAGUGAUAGAAAUGAAUGUGAGUUACAUUCCCUUGCUAUACCUAAUGCGGAAUUCUCUGCUUCAAUAGUGGAUUGUGAAAAUAAAUUAAAUAUUGACAAAACUACAUCUGAAAAGUCCAUUGUCCAAGUACAGCAGAACAUUUUGAAUACUAAAGAGAGACAACUAGAGUCUUACACAACUGAAAUUAAUAAUCAUGCAAAGGAAAUUGUAUCAAAUAUAGAUUCAAAUAAAAAGAACAAAAUUAUAUUUCCUAUCCAAAAGUCCUCACUAGUGCCAAUCCCAUCUGAUGAAAUUGCCCUUGAUUUAGACAGAGAGAAAAACCUGUUGGAGAAAAGCAAAAUGGAAAAAGAUGACCAUAAAAAAUUAUCUCAAUCAAGACAAUUGGAUGAUAUCACUAUAAAAGCAAUGGAUGUUCUUCCAUAUGAUGACAAAAUCAGAAAGAAACCUGAAUGGGGAAGCUUUUCAAAAGAUCAACAUAGCGACUUGAAAUCCAGUCCCAUAAAUAUACUUCCAGUGGAAGAGCCAGUCAUUUUAAAGAAAGGAUCUAGUGUUAUCAGCAAUUGUCCAAAGUUACAAGAUGCCGAGAAGAAACCAGAACUUGUUCUGUUCUCUUGUGAUGCUGUGUCCAGUUUUAGUGAAGAAUUGCCGAAGCUGAUAACGAAGCCAGAUUGCUCCUUGAAGUUGAAAGAAGACAGAAGAACCGAAUCCAAUGCAAUGGCUUCUAAAGCAGGGAUAAAUACAAGUUCUACUGAGGGUAUGCCUCUUAAUGUACCUUUAAGUACAGAUAACAGUAAAAUAAGAAGAAUACCCUUGGCUAUCUUCCCACCUAAAUUACCAAAUAAAAGAAAAUCUGCAUUUUCCAACAUAGAAGCUACUGCUGCCAAGCUGGAUAAAAACUCAGAAAUUCAAGAUUCCGAAGUCUCUUUACUUACAAAGAGUUCCUCAGAAAAAAUAACCCAGAAACUGCCUUCUUUUUACAUAGAUGAAGAACUGCUUCCUUCAUAUGCAGAGGAAAUGGAUUCUAAUGAAUCUUCCUGCCAUGAAGGGCCAGAAAAAUGUCCUGAUGAGAUAAAUGAAAAAAUAAUUGUUAAUAAUGAAAUGUUUGAAACUAAUCAAAAAUUAAAGAGAGCUAGAAAUCAAGAAAAUGAAGACAUUCAAAAAGAAAAAAAAUUCAAGAAAGACAUGGACUGGAAUGAUAUCGCAGAACAAAAGGAGACCCUUCAUAGCACAGUGGUGCCUCAUAACAACACAGAAACUGAUGAAAAUAAGUAUAUUUCAGAAGUGAUGGACACAAAACUGGAAAAGAGACAAAGCAGCAAGAACAACCUUAUUGAUUCAUUUAAGGCUGAUACAGAUUGCAAUGUUCAAAAGAACAGUGAACUGGAGACUCAGCUUCUCAUGGACAGUAUUUGUGAACAAAAUUUGCAAGAGAAAUUGCUGGAAGGUACCAUCACAGUUCGUGAAUUUUUCACGCUUCUCCAAGUCCAUGUUUUAAUACAGAUGCCUCGCCAAAGUCAACUUCCGCUCAAGCACACAGUCAACACAUCAUCUAUCCCAGAAGAUGAGAUUCUCAGCCACUUCAUCUAUCAUCCGAAAUUACAGGUUUAUAAGGAAGAUUGUCAAACUCUUCACAAGAUAAUAGAAGAAUUAAAACUUCAUGCAGCUGACCAAGAUAAACUUCUGAUGAAUAUGAAUAAAAGUUUUUGGGAAGUAAUGAAAACUUGUUCAAAUGAAGAGCUGAGAGGUUUUGGUGCUGAGCUGAACAAAAUGAAAUCCUGUUUCACCAAGAAAAGUAAAGUUCUUGCUCACAAAGGAAAAGCAAAAUUAUAUGUGAACUUGGUACACCAUGCAAAGCUGCAAUAUGAAAAACUACAAUCAAGAUUAGCUAAAAUGGAUGAACUUCUGAAAGAAAUGGAUAGCUGUCUUUUUGCUCUGGAGAAAGAAACUGCUACUCUGGAUGAUUCUAAGUUGGAUGCUAAUUAUGCCAUGGAGGAACAUGAGACCAAACUGAAACAUAUUGAGAGCGAACUAGAAAAUUACAAAUCCCAAGAAGAUAAUCUUCAAAGAGAUCAGUCAGAUCUCAGAGAUCAAAAACAACAGAUAAUUUCUGGAAUCAACCAGCUUCAAAGAGACAUAAGAAGUUGCCAAGAACGUACAGAGAAAUACAACUUCUCUGAGUGGGUAAUAAAGGAAUGGAAUGAUCAGCAGGCAGUAUUUACUUUCCUUUAUGAUUCUGUUGAGUUCACUGUGGGGUUUAAAUGUCCCUCAGAUGAUGCUACUUUCAAAAACAAGUUCUACCGGGAAAUUGUUAGUCUGAAUUUUGAAUCAUUAUUGGAUGAAACAAAAGCAGUGCCUGCUGCAAAACUAGUGCAUAAGCUGAUCUUUCAGUUUAUUAAAAGUCAAAAUUCAUGGCAAGAGAAAUGCUCAACAGUGUAUCAACUUUCUCAGAUAUUGCGUGAUCUGUCUCUCAUGGUGAACCGCUGUCAACUUCUGGGAGAAGAGAUAGAGUUUCUGAACAAAUGGGGUGGAAAAUUUUACUUGCUGAAGACUGAAGUGAAUGACACAAAUAUAAGCCUUUUGUUCUCCAGUUCUAUGCCUCUUGCAAAGUUUGAAGUCGAACUCUAUUUAUCUGCCAAUUAUCCAACAUCUCCAUUAGCUUUCACUAUCCAAAAAUGCACAGGCAAUCUUGGCCACGAGGAAAUUUCUGUGGUUUUGUCCAGUGUUCCAGUGGGAGCCAACUAUUUGAAGAGAAUGGUCAAUCACAUUAGUUGUAAUCUACUCCAAUAUCCUUCAGCAAUUCCAAAAAAUAAAAGAGCAAUUGUGCAAUAGUUUGUUCUCCUAGAAUACUUGGAAAAACAUCAACUAUCAUGCACGCAGUACUAGAAUUAUUACAUCUUUGUUUAAACUAUAAAAAAGCAGAAAUGGUUUGCCUUUCUUCUGUAAACUGUAGUGCAAAACUGUAAUGUGGUUCCUCUAUAUUUUUUUAUUUCUUUUCGGUAUUUUUCAGUAGUGCUUUGCCCUGCCUUUUAUUUCUGAGAGACUAUUUUAUAAUAGAAUAAAGUAUAUUGUAGUUGAUGUAAUUUUGAAACAUACUGCAGUGAAGGGAUGCUAAAACGAGCUUUUGAUUCCUAUCUAUAAAGCACUUAAGUAAUUGAAUGUUGGAUAUAGAAUACUGGAUCAGUCUCCUAAUCUUUUAAAAAUGAUCAUAGGAUGUAGUAAAAUUUUAUUCUAUUAUACUGACUGAGGAAAGUCUUCAGUUUCAAUGAAGACAGCAGACAUUAUUAUUAGCAUGCAUUUUUGUGCAGGCUCAUCUUGUAUCUGUAAUGUUGACAUUCUUACAACAAAACUUCUAGGAUUUGUUCUCUUGUCUAAUAUUUUGUUGGUGGACAAAUUAUGUUUAUAUGUAAAAUAUUGCAUAUUUAAAUGCUUUUUGAUGUUUGUGUGUUUUUUAACUUUAGUAUUUUGUCAAAAAGGAAAGUGUAAUAAAGUUUACAACAAUACUUUUACCAUCUUGGUAGUGAUUUAGAAAUUAAAAAAACACUGCCAACACUUAUAUUCAACAUUAUCUCACUAUGUUAUUUCUUUAUUUUAUUUUGUAUUUUAUAUUUUUUAUUUUAAUAAGAUUAAAAAAUGCUUUAUAUAUUUUAUUUUUUUAAAAAAAAUCUAUUCCCUCUAAAUUGUGUGAAUCACAUUUUGUUAUUUAUUUAGAAUGUUUCUGUUAACAUUUAAAAUGUUGGGUAAAGCUACCUUUAUUUCACACCAAUUUUAUGAAAAGAAAAAAUAAGAUUUUGUAGAAAUGCUUUUAUAAGUAGAACUGAACUAUGCAUCCAAAUCGAGAAAGGUUAACAGCAUGUGUAAUAGAAACAUUGUGGUCCAGUAUUCAAUAAUAGUUAUACUUUUUAUUAUAGAAAACAAAAACUAGAUUAAUAUAGUAUAGUAUAAAACUUUACUUUUUAUAGAUUUUGCAUUUUUCUUAUUCAGAAUCACAUCUGAAAACAUAAGUAAACAAAGUUUUUUUAAUUCCUUUCAUCUUAAAUACUUAGUAUAUUUUUAUACACUGCUUUACUUCCUGUGUUUUCCUCUUAUUCAUGUCCUGUUUUUGUCUGUUUUUCUUGUAUCUUUUCUAUUUAUUAUUCCCCCAUUCUGUUUUCAAUAGUUUUAAUUUAUACUAGGAUGUUACAUGUCCCUAAAAAUAAAUCCUAAUGAAAGUUAAUUGACACCUAUUUAAUUUGAAUACAUUGAAUAUGGAAAAGCAAGGACAUCAGCCUGGCAACUAAAUGUAGAUUAAUCCACAUCAUUAUAUUUCCCAUAGCUACUUAAGAGUAGCAAAAGUUGGUCCAUGAA